AUGCAUGAACAAAAUCAUACAUCUACUUCAAGGGCCAAUGACGUAGUACAAGCACCAUUUAGAGAUGUCAAAAUGGUGAAAAGCGCGUUUAAAAAAAGAGUGAUGACACUUUCAUAUGAAAAUAUGAAUGAAGAAUGUCUCAUACCUGAGAUAUUUUUAAAAGAAGCUUACACACCGUUCAUGCAGAAAGUUAAAGUCUUUUUAAAAGAACACUAUGCAUUAAAGUACAAUAUUGAACUCCAUGCUUUAUAUGCCAAACCCAAUUUGGAUGAUUUGGAAAACACGCCAUUAGAGACUUUAGUUCAAUUAAUAAAAGUUUAUCUAAAUUUAAAUAAAUAUCAACCUCUAAAGGGUUCAUCAUAUAUAGAACUGCCAAAGAAAUUACAUUUAAAAUAUGCAUGCAUAAACGUUAAAAAUGCUGAUGAAUUCUGUUUUAAAUGGGCUAUAAUCUCAGCAAUUGCUGAUUUUAAAAAAGAUGCUGGUCGUCCAUCUAAGUAUAAUGUAAAUAUCGAAGCCGAAAAUAUCACUGUGAAAGGUAACAGCUUGAAUUUCAAAGGGUUAUGCUUCCCAUUAAAAGUAAAAGAUAUAUCAAUCUUUGAAAUAAAUAAUCCAAAUAUUAGCAUUAAUGUAUUUGGAUAUGAUGAGAGCAUUAAAUUGAUUGUGGGACCUUAUUAUAAAAGCAAAGUUAAAAGGUCGAAACACAUCAAUCUAUUGUUUCUUCAGAAAAAUAUUGCACAUAAUACCAUAUGUCAUUAUAUAUGGAUCAAAAAUAUUUCAAGAUUGAUUAGAUCUCAGCAAACGAAACAUGAAUCAAAAAUAUUUGUAUGUGAUGAUUGUCUCCAACAUUUUCAUCAUCAAGACAAGUUGGAUUUACACCAGAAGAUUUGCAGUCAGCUGGUUUUCCGUGUACCCACACCAGAUAAGUCCAUUUUAGAAUUUAAAAAUUACAAAAAUAAAUUCGAUGUACCUUUUGUUAUAUAUGCCGACUCAGAAUGCAUAUUUGAAAAUAUUCAAACUUGUAUUCCGAAUGGGAACAAAUCGUCCACAACAUUAGUUGAUAGACAUAUUCCCUAUGCAUUUUCCUAUUUUAUAAAAUCUAAUAUCAACAAUAAUGACUUAAGUCAUAAGCUACGUCAUUUUAAAGGCAUAGACGCUGCUAAAUUGUUUGUAGAAUCAUUAGUUGCAGAUGUCAAAUCUUUAAAUGAUAAUUAUUUAAAGGAAAUUAUACCGAUGACACCCUUAACCGUAGAGGAAAAUUUAGAUUAUGCUUUGAAUGAUAUAUGUCAUAUUUGCUUUAAACCGAUUGCAAAUGAAAUUAAAGUAAGAGACCACUGUCAUUUAAGCGGUAAAUAUAGAGGACCAGCUCAUAAUUCUUGUAAUCUUAAUGCCAAAACACCUAAAUUGUUCCCAGUAAUUUUUCACAAUUUUUCUUCAUAUGAUUGCCAUUUAUUUGUGAAAGAGCUCAAUAAUAUUGACGAUGGCCCCAUUAACGUUAUUCCCCUAAAUAAGGAAUUAUAUAUAUCUCUAUCAAAAACUAUAAAGAGUGAUAAAGGGGACAAUAUUGAAAUUAGAUUUCUAGAUUCAUAUAGGUUUAUGCCAUCAAGUUUGGAUAGUUUAAUACAAAAUUUAACAAAAGAUGAAUUAAAAAUUGUUAAAGAGUUUUAUUCAGAAGAUGAAAAUCAAUUUAAUUUAUUAAUAAGAAAGGGCGUCUUUCCAUACAAUUAUUUAAAUUCUUUAGAAAAACUCAAAGAAACUUGUCUGCCAAGCAUAGAUGACUUCUAUAACAAACUAACUGAUUCCAAAUGCUCUAUAGAAGAUUAUACACAUGCCCAAGAAGUUUGGAGUAAAUUUGAAUGUAAGACAUUAGAAGAUUAUUUAAUGGUAUACUUAAAAAGUGAUGUUUUAUUAUUAGCAGACGUAUUUGAAAAUUUCAGGUCAGUUUGUAAAAGCAUUUAUAAAUUGGAUCCAUGCCACUAUUAUACAGCACCAGGCCUAUCUUGGGAUGCUAUGCUAAAAAUAACUGAAAUUAAAUUGGAUUUGCUUACUGACAUUGAAAUGAUUCGGUUUCUACAAAAAGGUAUUAGAGGUGGAAUAGUUCAAUGUUCUCAAAGGUAUUCUUCAGCCAACAACAAAUAUCUUUCUGAUUAUGAUGAGAAACUUCCUUCUAAAUACUUGACAUAUUUAGAUGCAAAUAACUUGUAUGGUUGGGCAAUGUCAGAAGCUUUGCCAGAAGGCAAGUUUGAAUGGUUAACAGAUAUUGAUAAUUUUUCAUUGGAAACGAUUCCAACUGAUUCGGAUAUUGGAUAUAUAUUGGAAGUUGAUUUAAUAUAUCCAAAAGAAAUCCAUGAUUACCACAAUGAUUUACCAUUCUGUUGUGAAAACAAAACUCCACCCAAUUCGAAUGAAAAAAAAUUACUCAUUGAUUUAAAUGAUAAAUGCGAUCCGAAAGACAUCCCCACCCCUUUAGAUAGCAAUGUGAGCAAUUCUUCAUUGGUUCGCCAGAAAUUACGAAGCUUAGAAGUUGUCUCGUCGGCAGAGGAUGAAACGCCAUGCAUGGGGCUUUUAAAUACUUUGGCCGAAAUUGAAACCUACCGAGAAGAAAAAGAAGAUGCCAACCUUUUGGAAUAUUGGGAGGAAAAAAUACAUGCUGCUCCAGCAACUUAA
This is a messenger RNA of Calliphora vicina (urban bluebottle blowfly), 2664 nucleotides long. RefSeq lists its product as uncharacterized. The transcript has 4 exons. NCBI's taxonomy places the organism in Eukaryota, Metazoa, Arthropoda, Insecta, Diptera, Calliphoridae. Gene Ontology annotation, molecular function: nucleic acid binding. The coding region runs from base 1 to 2664 and encodes 887 amino acids. The record is from RefSeq and is a predicted model, not a curated record.